AUGGUGCUACACAAGAUCAACUGUCGAGCUCAGCCUGAGGAGCUGGAAUCUCUCAAGGAUGACAUUUCUUCCUUCAGCCGAGGGCCCCUGGAUCGAUACGAUCUCGAUUCCAUGGGGUUCGCUCGUCUCGGAUUGACGAGGAAGCGAGUUGCGCUGAGUAUUCUCACCUUUGCCGUGGCAGGAUUUGUUGGCAUUCUUCGAUGGACUUUCUCUCCUGAAUCGAUCGUGACGACUGUCACUCCUAUCCCAACCUCUUCCGACGCGGUUCCAGAGAAGCUGAAUCUUAUGAUGGACAAGUUGGAACGGCUGGGCGACCAAGUCGAAAGGCUUGUAUCGUCGAACCUCAAGGAGCAGACCCCGGACACUGCCAAAAAUGCCCAACAAACCGAAGUUGAAAAGAGACUUGAAAAGGUGGUCCAAGGCGCAAAACAGUGGUUUGACGACACAGUUUCUGACAAGCUGCAGGAGAUAAACCACACAGUCGUAGAUAUGCAUCAGCAACUUGCCCAAGAGGCACGAGAUAUCGCAGAGGAAUUGGACCGAAAAAUCACAACCAGAUUGAAAAGUCUAGAAGAGAGUAUUGCCGAUCGAACAUGA
This is a messenger RNA of Seminavis robusta, 597 nucleotides long. NCBI's taxonomy places the organism in Eukaryota, Bacillariophyta, Bacillariophyceae, Naviculales, Naviculaceae. The record is from the annotation of a GenBank genome assembly.